AAGGGACAUUCUUCAUUCAAACCAGACAAUCAAACGAACAAGCGAGCAAUAGGACUCGCUCGAAUACACGCGUCCAAAUAUAUCGGCUACUAGGAUUCAUAUAUGGACCCUCGCCUCUCCCCUGACCAGAGUCUUCAAUCGCCCAGCUCAGGAAUGAUGGACACCUCCAUCGACAACAAUAACGCUAAUACCUCCAACAUGGACAGCGACAUGUACGCAGACCAGCCCACAGCUGGCACGCCAUCGUCGCUGUCGAAUGUCAGCAUGACUGCGGAAGGCGGCAACACGAAUGCCCCGGACAACAAUGCUACGUCAAAGCGGAAGCGGUUCGUCAAGGUCGUCGAGGUUGACGCUCCCAAUAACCUCGACCUGGAUGCUUAUAUUGCGAAUUACAAAGGGCACACAAAGGUCAACCGCCUGGAGUUCAUUGCAGACCGCUGCCCUUCGCUUCAAAUCGAUGCGUUGAAACUCGCCAUACAAGAGCUGAAGAACACGUCGACCCUCAACAUCCCUCGGUAUCUGAACUUGGUCAAGAAGCUGAAUGAGGCUGUCAAAUUUGACGCACCCGGAAGCGCAAACGUGAGCAGCGAUCUCUUAACUAUGGAUAAGGCAUGGACAGACAGUCAAAUCCAGAAGGCUAAGCAGCAGGCGGAUCUGUUAGAGGGCGAGCUCAAGAACUACAAGAGAAACUCUAUCAAGGAGAGCAUUCGGAUGGGAAACAUCGAGCUAGGAAACCACUACUAUGCAUGCGGAGAUUUGACCAGUGCUCAUCGAUCCUACUCUCGGACCCGCGACUACUGCACUACAUCGAAGCACAUUAUCGAACUCUGCAUGAAUGUCAUCAAGGUCAGCAUUGAGCUCGGCAAUUUCCCUCACGUAUUGACAUAUGUUGUCAAGGCAGAGUCGACACCAGAGGUAGCACAGGAUAAGGAUCUGACCAAGGCAAAGUUGAAGGCGGCCUCUGGUCUCGCUAAUCUGGAUUUGAGCAAAUACAACGCCGCAGCACGCGACUUCCUCUCGAUUGGCGAAGAGCUCGUGGGUCAUCAGUACGGCGACGUGGUUUCGGCCAACGACAUUGCAGUCUAUGGAGGACUCUGCGCUCUAGCGAGCUUCAACCGAGCAGAGCUCAAGCGACUGGUGAUCGACAAUGUUGGGUUCCGUCAAUACCUCGAGUUGGAACCACAUAUCCGCGAUCUUAUCCAGGGAUUCUACAACUCAAACUACACAGUCUGCCUCGACAUCAUGGACAAGUGGAGGAACGACUAUUUGCUGGACAUUCAUCUUCACUCUCACAUCGAGGCGCUUUACACGAACAUUCGCAAAAAGGCAUUGGUGCAGUUCACGAGUCCAUUCUUGACAGUGGAUCUGACCAAGAUGGCCAGAAGUUUCUCGACAACUGUCCCUGAACUGGAGAAGGAACUGGUAUCGUUGAUCAUUGGUGGACAGAUCGAAGCCAGGAUCGACUCUCAGCAAAAGAUUCUGUGGGCCAAGCAGACCAACAAGCGGUCUGCGAUCUUUGAGCGGUCAACAGCCAUGGGUCAGGAUUAUGAGCGUGAGGCCAAGGGACUGGUGCUCCGUAUUCAGAUGUUCAACCAUGGCUUGAUCGUGAAGGGGCCAGCGUCGGAAAAGGGUAGCGCAGGUGAUGUGUCGGAUGUUGUGUUUGAUCGCCAUCACCACACUCACGGUGGUGGACGUGGACGCGAGUCGGCGAUGUUUUCGGAUGCGCGCUCGAACGUGUCGAGCUUUCUGAGCAACUUUUCGCGGGACCGUCACCGCGGGUAAAAGAAAGAUGGAUGUUUAAAAAAGAAAGAAAGCGACAAGCAGAAGGGUACGAUGUAGCACAGCAUUAUCAUCCUUGGUUCUUGGUCUAUGGAGGAGUCAUUGGACCGCUGAACUUGACCGGGAUUUUACGUCACCUUGAAAUAAAAAGACGACAAAGUCCAGACGGAACGAAGAGAUUUCUUUCAUUGAUUCUGAUCGCCAUGGAGUUGCACUCAUUGCUUGGACAACAGCCAGGGUCAGCAGCGAUCGACUCUGUCCUGAAGGAGGUGACCAAGAAGACAACAGGAACGAACUCAAAAGUGUCAGAGCCGACGAUCAAGAUAUACAAGGACGCAGUCUAUUACUCGUAUACCCCCCUCGGGAUCUCUUUCAACUACGAGCCCUUGAAACCCAUUGUUCCCACUGAAUACAGCCCUUCCAAGAACACGGCACCAGACCCUGCGCUGCU
Molecule: messenger RNA, 2230 nt
Organism: Gamsiella multidivaricata
Lineage: Eukaryota; Fungi; Mortierellomycota; Mortierellomycetes; Mortierellales; Mortierellaceae
Product: 26S proteasome subunit RPN7-domain-containing protein
Exons: 5
Coding region: 103-1782 (559 amino acids)
Cellular component (GO): COP9 signalosome
Source: RefSeq, a predicted model, not a curated record